GACGCCAGGGAUACAGAGAGCGUGCGUGAGAGAGAGUGAAAAUGAACGGAAUAAUGUCAUGUUGACCAGUGACCAGCACGUUUACAGAACGUUUGGAUAUUUGGAGCGGUUUUAAAAUGGAUUAACUGAUUCGGUUGUAGUAACUUUUUUACACCUGGAUUGAACUCUGUCGAUAGCUUGGAUUAUGAGGAUAACUGGCGCCACAAUUUACCAUUGAGAAGCAGCAAUACUGCACUGGAGAAAGCAACAAGAUAGCAAACACAAACAGUCAUCCAAGGUACUGUAACCCUCAAAAUCUAGGAGAUAUGAGGGGACUUUGUAUCUGGAUUCUGAGAGUUUCCAUGCUUCUGCUGCUGCUCAGGCCAAAUCCCCUGGAUUGCCAACUCACUAUAGACCACAGGAAGGUUCCUCAAAGGGCAGAGCAGCAGGAGGCUGGAGGAAUGCAGGGUGGGGCCCCAGGCUCCUGGGGCUCCUGGGGGCCUUGGUCCUCCUGCUCCCGCUCCUGUGGGGGAGGGGUUCAGGAACAGAACCGACCCUGCCUACCCUCCCACACCCCCUCCAUGGGUGCUGUUGCUUACCCCUCCAGGCCGGAUGGCCACCACCCCAACCAGAACCCAGGCCAUGUAGUGUCUGCCCUAAGACCCACUGUCCCACUGCACCGCACCAACCCUGGGAGACCCCCACCGUCCAACAGCAACACCAGCUUGGCCAGCCGAGGAGAGCUGAGGGACCAGCAGAGAGACAGAGAGGCCCAUGCUGGACACAGGAGGGGCAGUGACAGUCCCAUCAUUCCAGGGAAGUAUGGCUAUGGGAGGAUGCCUUACGUUGUGUCUCUCCAGACAGACACAGGCCAGAGGUCUGGGAUAGAGACAGGGACUGGUCUCUCCCACAGACAGAGACGCUCCCCACUCUCUGACCCCAGCCCGUCAGCCACCAGGCACGGAGGCCACAGGCCUAACCCCUACCGGCCGCCCUACAACAACCCCCAUCUCCACAGCUACAGCCCAGUCCAUCACCAGCCCCCAGACCCCCAACCCAGGUCUAACCCUAACCCAGCCUCCCUUCCCAGGUCGAACCCUAACCCAGCCACCCCUCCCAGGGCUAACCAUAACUCUAACCCUAACCCAGCCUCCCAGCCCAAGUCUAACCCUAACCCAGCCUCCCCUCCCAGGGCUAACCCUAACUCUAACCCUAACCCAGCCCCCCAGCAUAGGUCUAACCUUAAUCCAGCCUCCCAGCCCAGGGCUAACCCUAACUCUAACCCAAAACCAGCCCCCCAGCCCAGGGCUAACCCUAACCCAGCCUCCCAGCCCAAGUCUAACCCUAACCCAGCCUCCCCUCCCAGGGCUAACCCUAAUCAAGCCUCCCAGCCCAGGGCUAACCCUAACUCUAACCCUAACCCAGCCCCCCAGCAUAGGUCUAACCUUAAUCCAGCCCCCCAGCCCAGGGCUAGCCCUAACUCUAACCCCAACCCAGCCCCCCAGCCCAGGUCUAACCCUGACUCUAACCCCAACCCAGCCCCCCAGCCCAAUUCUAACCCACCCUGGUCCUCCUCACUCUACCAGCCCAGCCAGAGGCACCAACCUAGGCAGGAGCAGCAGCACUCAUCCAGCCAGGCCUCAGCGGCUCAGCAACCCUUUGGACGGCCCUACAACCCACUGCCCACCUCCUCCUGUGUGGGAGAGCACAACCAGUACAAGAUUUGCAACACCGAUGCCUGUCCUCCAGCCAGUAGACACAUCAGAGCGGUGCAGUGUUCUUCCUACAACAGCUAUCCCUUCAUGGGUCGACUGUACGAGUGGGAGCCUUUCAAUGAAGUUUCAGGGGACCAGCGUUGUGAGCUCAACUGUCGUGCGAUCGGUUUCCGCUUCUACGUGCGUCAGUCGGAUAGGGUCAUCGAUGGGACGCCGUGCGGCCAGAACGAGACUUCCAUCUGUGUGGCAGGGAGGUGUCAGAGUCUGGGCUGCGAUGAGUACCUGGGCUCAGGCAAGAUGAUGGACAAUUGUGGGGUGUGUGGCGGGGACAACACGGCCUGUAAGCUGGUGUCAGGGCUCUUCCAGCAGCACAGCCUGAACAAGGUGGGCUACCACAAGAUAGUGGAGAUCCCAGAGGGAGCCACCAAGAUCAACGUCACCGAGACGGUGAAGAGCAGGAAUUACCUGGCUCUGAAAAGCCGCUCAGGUCGCUCCAUCAUCAAUGGGAACUGGGCCAUUGACCGGCCAGGGGAGUAUGAGGGGGUGGGCACCAUGUUCACCUACCGACGACCAAAUGAGGUCACCAGCACCGCCGGGGAGUCCUUCCUGGCUGAGGGGCCAACCAAUGAGAUACUGGAUGUUUAUGUGAUCUACCAGCAGCCCAACCCAGGAGUGAGCUAUGAAUUCAUCCUUCCCUCUGACAACCCUCCACAGCACCCCGACCACAGACCUGGAGGGAACACUCUGUAUGGGCAAAGUGGGAAUGAUCACCGGGGCAACCCCAACCAGGAUGGGUACGAUCCAGCAGGAGGGGGCAAGUACCCUCCCCAGGUACCGAACAACCAGGUGCCAGCAGUCCUGCCACCCAGACGUCAGAGAGAAUACAACUGGAAACUGUCUGGGGCAACAGAAUGUAGCGCCUCCUGUGGCAGAGGUAGCAGGUACACCAUCUUCCGCUGUGUCCACAGACUGAGCCAUGAGCAGGUACCAGAGAACCAGUGUGACAGCAGCACCAGGCCCAGUUCACAGGAAGAGCCCUGCAACCUUCAGUCCUGCCCUGCCUUUUGGGACAUUGGUGAGUGGUCGGAGUGCAGUAAGACAUGUGGCCUGGGUAUGCAGCACCGCCAGGUCUUGUGCAGGCAGGUGUAUGCCAACCGGACCCUCAACGUCCACACCAGCCGCUGCCGCCACCUGGAGCAGCCGGAGACCACCAGCACCUGCCAGCUGAAAAUCUGCAGCGAGUGGCAGAUACAAACCGAGUGGAGCGCAUGCUCUGUUCCCUGUGGUGUGGGCCAGAGGACCAGGGAGGUGCACUGUGUCAGCAACGUGGGAGACUUUGUGUCGGACGAGGAGUGCAACAUGAAGCUGCGACCCAGUGACAAUGAGAACUGUGACAUGGGGCCCUGUGCUAAAAGUUGGUUCUUCACUGAGUGGGGGAAUAAGUGUUCUGCUGAGUGUGGGAUGGGUGUGCGGACCCGAGGCGUACUGUGCCUGACCAAUCACAUCAGCAGCUUGCCUCUGGAGGGGUGUGGCCAUGAGCGCCCCACUGACUCUCAGGUCUGUAAUCACGGCCCCUGUGAGAGUCGCAUCGAGUGGUUUACAGCCCCCUGGAGUCAGUGUUCAACGGAGUGUGGCUCGGGCAGCCAGCAGAGGGCAGUGGUGUGUCUGAUGAAGACUGACGAGGGGUUCAAUGUAAUGCCGCCCUACGAAUGUUCUUCUCUAGACAAGCCUCUUAAUCAGCAGAGCUGCAACCUAAAGUCCUGCGGGGCAAAGUGGUACCACACAGACUGGAGCGCUUGUUCUAAGACGUGUGAGGGGGGCUUCCGUGUGAGGGAGGUGCGCUGUCUGUCUGAUGACAUGCUUUCCAGAGAGGGCUGUGAGGAGGAGCUGAAACCAGUGGAGAGAGAGGAGUGCAACCCAGAGCCCUGCGUGCCACACAUAGACGAGAACUGUCGAGACAAGUAUUUCAACUGCAAUGUGGUGGUCCAGGCACGUCUCUGUGUGUACGACUACUACAAAACAACCUGUUGUGCCUCCUGCACACGAGUGGCCCACAGACAGUCACAACACAGGGCACUCAGCUAGCCCCCUCUCCCCAGGCCUCAGACCUCUAGGGGGCCUGACACAGUGCCCAGAGCAGGCCCUCAGUCCCUGGGCCAAACACACUGACCCACAGUGGAGAGGACAGCCUAGAACCUGACUCUUGGUGGACACUGACUGGACACUAUAAUAUGAGUGCUGAAAAUACAGACUGAAAAACUGAAAGACUGCAAAGAAAGGAAGUGAAAGCCCAACUUGUUUUUGGCAUGUGAGGAGAUUGCCAAUGGGCAAUACGGGAAACUGAAUGGUUCUUGUAGGAUGGUUGUGAAGGACACGUUUAACAGGGCUAUGAGUGGAGGAGCUCUGGUGAGGCGAGAUGAUAGACAGAACACCAAACCCAAGAAUAUGGAACCACUUUAUGGACUGUAACCAGAAUCCCCUCCAGUAAAAGUUCCCGUCUGGGUUUAUAUUGUGUUUCAUGGGAAGCAGUUUGCCGCUGCCAUUCACCUGAAUGGAUUAAGGUCUUGAAAAAGGUCUUUGGCCGAAACGUUGACAGAAUAAACUGCUACCGCAUCUGUGAUGAGACUCUUGACUACCAUGGCUCUCUUGGAUUACAUUAAAAAAGAGGAAGCUACAGUAUGAAAGGAAAGCAAGAUUGUUUGUUUUGCAUAAUGUAUAGACUGUACACAUUUUAAUAAGCUUCUUUACGCUCUAAAAUCCACCAUAUUUAUGAUCUAAUUAACUACAUGUAGUAUUAAGUUGCCAAAGCUUGCUCUUAAAUCAUCCCCAAUUACGUAUCAUGAGGGCUCUAUUCAAUACUCUCCUACACAGCAGUUUAGUUGACCAAAGAUUUCACUAUUUCACAGGAGGACGUGUCAAACAGUAAUUGCUCAGUCCAGAUCUAUGGCCGUAUUUAAUCUGUACCGGUGAAGCGUUACAGAUGGCGCAAUAUAAAUGUUAAGGUAAUUUCUGAUUGAGCCAACAUAUGCAGUGUUUACCGUGAUGCAGUCUCCGCUAAUAUGGAACAUUGCCUUUAGAUUUCAAACACGCUGUAACGCUUAACUUCUGCGAUACGGAUUGAAUAGAGCCCCAAGUUAUGGUGCUAAGACAACUUAAGUUGUAAAGUGACAGCUCACCAGUUUUACACAGCAACCCUCUAACAAAUUAAGCUCUAAAAUGUUCAUGUGUUGUAGUGUAUCAUAUAUUUUGCAUCACUGCUGCGUGUAUAUACUGUGUAUAUACAGAACCAGUCAAAAGUUGACACACCUACUCAUUCAAGGUUUUUUUAUUUGUACUAUUUUCGACACUGUAGAAUAAUAGGGAAGACAUCAAAACUAUGAAAUAACACAAGGAAUCUUGUAGUAACCAAAAAAAGGUUAAACAAAUCAAAAUACAUUUUAGAUUCUUCAAACAGCCACACUUUGCCUUGAUGACAGCUUUGCAUUCUUGGUAUUCUCUCAACCAGCUUCACCUGGAAUGCUUUUCCAACACUCUUGAAGGAGUUCCCACAUAUGCUGAGCACUUGUUGGUUGCUUUUCCUUCACUCUGCGGUCCAACUCAUCCCAAACUAUCUAAAUUGGGUUGCUUGUGGAGGCUAGGUCAUCUGAUGCAGCACUCCAUCACUCUCCUUCUUGGUAAAAUAGCCCUUACACAGCCUGGAGGUGUGUUGGGUCAUUGUCCUGUUGUAAAAAAGAUAGUUUCACUAAGCAAAAACCAGAUGGGAUAGUGUAUCGCUGCAGAAUGCUGUGGUAACCAUGCUGGUUAAGUGUGCCUUGAAUUCUAAAUAAAUCAGUGUCACCAGCAAAGCACCCCCACACCUCCUCCUCCAUGCUUCAUGGUGGGAACCACACAUGCGGUAAUCAUUAGUUCACCUACUCCGCAUUUCAAAAUUACUCAUCAGAUCAAAGCACAGAUUUCCACCAGUCUAAUGUCCAUUGCUCGUGUCUCUUGGCCCAAGCAAAUUUCUUCUAUUGGUGUCUUUUAGUAGUGUUUUCUUUGCAGCAAUUACACCAUGAAGGCCUGAUUCACGCAGUCUCCUCUGAUGUUGAGAUGUGUCUGUUACUUGAACUCUGUGAAGCAUUUAUUUGGGCUGCAAUUUCUGAGGCUGGUAACUCUAAUGAACUUAUCCUCUGCAGCAGAGGUAACACUGGGUCUUCCUUUCCUGUGGCGGUCCUCAUGAGAGUCAAGUCUCAUCAAAGCGCUUGCUGGUUUUUGCGAAUGCACUUGAAGAAUCUUUCAAAGUUCUUGACAGACCUUCGUGUUUUAAAGUAAUAAUAGACUGUCAUUUCUCUUUCCUUAUUUGAGCUAUUCUUGCCAUAAUAUGGACUUGGUCUUUUACCAAAUAGGGCUAUCUUCUGUAUACCACCCUACUGUACAUAUACCUUGUCACAACACAACUGAUUGGCUCAAACGCAUUAAGAAGGAAAGACAUUCCACAAGUUAACAAGGCACACCUGUCAAUUGAAAUGCAUUCAAGGUGACUACCUCAUGAAGCUGGUUGAGAGAAUGCCAAAUGUGUACAAAUAUGUCAAGGCAAAGGGUGGCUACUUUGUUGAAUCUCAAAUAAAAAAAUAUAUUUUGAUUUGUUUAACACUUUUUUGGUUACUGCAUGAUUUGAUGUGUUGUUUUGAUGUUUUCACUAUUAUUCAACAAUGUAGAAAAUAGUAAAAAUAAAGAAAAACCCUGGAAUGAGUAGGUGUGUACAAACAUUUGACUGAUACUAUAUAUAUAUAUAUAUAUAUAUAUGAUUGAGUGAGUGAGUGAAGAAGUUGCUGAACUGAAGGAAAUUCAGCAGGUCCUCCCAGUGACUGAACAGAGCAGAAAGCCCUCUAUUUAUUUAUUGGGGUCCCCAGGGAGGGCACCAGUGGCCCCUUUUGGCUGCAGGGUUAAAACGUCUGUUACCUCUCCACCAAUCGCUGCCUAGGAAAGGGAUGUAGGCAUUCCAGAGCCCACGGGAUGGUUAAAGCAGAUGGUUAGAAAUUCUAGAACACUAUACUUCUUAAAGAGAAGGUAAAAGAACUACUACAUUUGCGUGAGAUAAAAAGAUUACACCAUUGUACAUUUCUAUGCUCAUGGGAAAAUUGAAACAUUAAUUCACUAAAAGGAUACUGGAUUAUUCAUGACACUAUAACUGCAGUAAUGUACCACAAUUUUCACAAAUAAUUUUUUUAAAAAGUACAUUUGAUUAAAUUGAAACUGUUACUCAUGUAGGCCUGGUAAACAUCUAAACAAAGGUGAUAAAUUGACCAUGCCAGUAAAGUAUUAUGCCAUUAUUUUGUCCUUUAUCCUGUAUUGUACCUCAAGAGCAAGGAGUUCCCUUUUGAUUGCAUCCAUCCUAGUAACAUUCACUGUAAGAAAAGGUUGAGGAUUCUCAUCCUGUAUGUAUUGUAUGUGUAAUGAGAUGCUACGUCUGGGAUGGACUCAAUAGCUAAAAACAUGAAAAUACAGUGUAUUCAAUGCAACUGAGUUAAAGGGAAUUAACUGAAUUUGCCAACUGCCAAGUAUUUAAGUUGAAUGAUUUAACACCAUCUCUUUUUUAUUUUUAAAUCAGACACAUGGUGUAUGACUGAAAUGCUAUACUUUAGUAUUUGGAAUUCUAAUGCAAACAUCUGCAAUGUACACUACUUCAUAAUUGAAAUGGGAAAGGUUUGAUUGACACUUUUGGAGAGAAUAGGUAAAUAAGUGUUUACUUAUUUAGUGCAUAUAUGUAGUCAUUCCAUUUAUUUGAACACCAGUUCACUGGUGGUGUGAAUCAAAUCUGUAACAAAUAAGGGCAUCGAUACAAGGCAACUCUUCUUACCAGAGCUACAUGAACUUCACAAUGACUUAAGGACCCCAUCUAGUGAAGACUGGCAGUAUUACUACACAGUUGUAGUAAACCAACCCACUGUUCCAUGACACUAUGAUCACUGGCAUUUACAACUGGAAGCACACUCUACAAAUGUCACAGAACGCAAAACUGCAAGUUGAGGGGUUUAUUUACUUCAAUUGCACUGUAUUUUAUGAGAAUUGUAUAAACGUCCAAGAAAAUAAAGUCUCUAUUACGCACAGUCAUAAAGCAAUUAACUAGGCACUGAAAUAUUGUCAACCGUCAACACUGUUUUUACGUGGCAAGAUGGCCACAGCAAUUUAAUUCACUGCAUUUUCACAAUAAUCAUCUUUAUCACUAAGAGCUUCAAAUAGUAUAGGUAGUUUAACCUGCAUUUGUUUAUUAGUGUGUUAUGCUACUGAUACUGCAUUCACUGAGAUUAAACAGACACCU
Oncorhynchus nerka (sockeye salmon) is the source of this 7995-nucleotide messenger RNA. Its product is annotated as thrombospondin type-1 domain-containing protein 4-like. The coding region runs from base 306 to 3779 and encodes 1157 amino acids. Gene Ontology annotation, molecular function: metalloendopeptidase activity. Gene Ontology annotation, biological process: extracellular matrix organization; proteolysis. Gene Ontology annotation, cellular component: extracellular matrix. The transcript has 18 exons. NCBI's taxonomy places the organism in Eukaryota, Metazoa, Chordata, Actinopteri, Salmoniformes, Salmonidae. The record is from RefSeq and is a predicted model, not a curated record.